Molecule: messenger RNA, 2957 nt
Organism: Monodelphis domestica (gray short-tailed opossum)
Lineage: Eukaryota; Metazoa; Chordata; Mammalia; Didelphimorphia; Didelphidae
Gene: PIP4K2C
Product: phosphatidylinositol-5-phosphate 4-kinase type 2 gamma
Biological process (GO): phosphatidylinositol phosphate biosynthetic process
Cellular component (GO): plasma membrane
Molecular function (GO): 1-phosphatidylinositol-4-phosphate 5-kinase activity; 1-phosphatidylinositol-5-phosphate 4-kinase activity
Source: RefSeq, a predicted model, not a curated record
ACGUGACGGCGGUGCAGGUGAGCAGCACUUCCGGGGGCGGGCACUAGCAUCGGGGCUCCCGGCUCGGGCUCGGGCUCGGGCUCCGGCGGGUUCGCAGGGGUCGGGCUAUGGCGUCCUCCUCCUCCUCCUCGUCGGCCACCGUACCGGCGCCGUCGGCGGCGUCAGCGGGCCCCGGGCCGGGUUUCGGCUUCGCCUCUAAGACCAAGAAGAAGCAUUUCGUGCAGCAGAAGGUGAAGGUGUUCCGGGCCGCUGACCCGCUCGUGGGCGUGUUCCUGUGGGGCGUCGCCCACUCGAUUAAUGAGCUUAGCCAGGUCCCACCCCCUGUAAUGCUGCUUCCUGAUGACUUUAAGGCUAGCUCCAAGAUCAAGGUCAACAAUCACCUCUUCCACAGGGAGAACCUGCCUAGUCACUUCAAGUUCAAGGAGUAUUGUCCCCAGGUCUUCAGGAACCUUCGAGACCGAUUUGGCAUUGAUGACCAAGAUUACCAGGUUUCUCUUACCCGAAGUCCCCCAAGUGAGAGUGAAGGCAGUGAUGGUAGAUUCCUUGUCUCCUAUGAUCGGACUCUGGUCAUCAAAGAGGUUUCUAGUGAGGACAUUGCUGAUAUGCAUAGCAACCUCUCCAACUACCACCAGUAUAUAGUCAAGUGCCAUGGAAACACACUGCUUCCCCAGUUCCUGGGAAUGUACCGGGUGAGCGUAGAUAAUGAGGACAGUUACAUGCUUGUUAUGCGCAACAUGUUCAGCCACAGGCUCCCUGUGCACAGGAAGUAUGACCUCAAGGGUUCCCUGGUAUCUCGGGAAGCCAGUGAUAAGGAAAAGGUUAAAGAAUUGCCCACUCUGAAGGAUAUGGACUUUCUCAACAAGAACCAGAAAGUUUAUAUUGGUGAGGAAGAGAAGAGAAUAUUUUUGGAAAAGCUAAAGAGAGAUGUGGAGUUUCUAGUACAGCUGAAGAUUAUGGACUAUAGCCUCCUCCUGGGGAUCCAUGACAUCGUUCGAGGAACAGAGUCAGAGGAAGAAGGACCUGGAAGAGAAGAGGAACCCGAAGGGGAAAUGGACUGUGGCAUGGCAGGGCCUCCAGCUCUGGUUGGUUCCUGUGGCACAUCUCCUGAGGGAAUUGGAGGCUAUAUCCAUGCUCACCGACCCUUAGGCCCUGGCGAGUUUGAAUCCUUCAUUGACGUCUAUGCCAUCCGAAGUGCAGAAGGGGCCCCCCAGAAGGAGGUAUAUUUCAUGGGCCUAAUUGACAUCCUGACCCAGUACGAUGCUAAGAAGAAGGCAGCUCAUGCAGCAAAGACUGUCAAGCAUGGAGCUGGUGCAGAAAUCUCGACUGUCCAUCCUGAUCAAUAUGCCAAGCGGUUCCUAGAUUUCAUCACCAACAUCUUUGCAUAGGAGACUGUGUGGCCCUCUGGAACUCCUCCUUGGGUUGGGUGGGGGAGGAAGGAGUGACAGAUGUAGGGGGAAGACUGGAGGAGUUAGGGUUGUCCUUUUCCUUAACUAAGUCCAGGUUGCCUCUUCCCCACUCCCAGAGUGAUGUCCUCUUUGCUUCUUGUCCUAACCCUGCCUCCCCUUCCCUCCCUACCAGUCAACUUCAUUAGCAUUUUACUGAGGAUUUUUUUCUUUCCCAAGUGCCUUGAUCUUUGUAAAAUGUCAUGUUAUUUUUAUAAAAUAGGAGGGGCUGGAUUGCUUGGGGUUGGAGGGAGGGGUGUCUUCUGACCCUGGCAGGACCAAUGACUGGCUCUGCAGCUUGAGUCAGGGAUGGCUUGAACUUUGCAGUUGACUUUAUUGGAGGCAUGGAGGCUCGAUCUUCACUCUUCCAGCAUUCCCUCACAUACUUGGGGGAGAUGUAGAUGCACGAGUUGGUGGAGCCAGUUCUACUUGUUGAAGUAGAGGGAUGUUCAGAAGACACAGCAGGCUGGCUUCUCACUGGGAUGGGGGUUUAGGGGGAUUGUAUGACUUUGUCAGGGACUUCAAAUGGCCCCCAGCCCCUUCCCCAGGGUCUGGGACCACCAAAGUCUCAAAGCAUCCUCACUGUCUGGGCCCAAGUGGGAGUUUUUGCUUGGUUGUGGCUGCUGGUUACCAGAGCCUCUGUCUCUUCCUGGUAUUGGGACCCUUUCAAUCAGGUAUUUUGGUGGCUGAUCCUGGAGCCUGGGGUGAAGAAAGUUCUGAAGCUAAAAGCUCACGCUAUUUAAUAUUACUUUCUCCUUAUCUAGUUAUUCCUGGAUAUUGUUCCAGGGGCGGGGGAGUUCUUCAACCUGGACCAAACCUAGUUCUCUUUUGGGUGCAUCGAACCCAGGACCAUUCCUUCUAUCUCUCUCUAGCUCUGUCUAUAGCCUACCCCCAUUCAACCUGUCUUGUGCUGCUGUUAUAUCUACAAGAAAUAGGUGGCAUUGUCAUCCCUAUUCCUUACCUCCUGAGAGGAAUUAGCCAUAACUGCCCUUGCCCAAGUCCUCUAGGGGUAGUAGACCUGCCUGGAGUUUGAGGGGCAUCAGGGAAGCCUAGGUGACAAUCACUCCUUUCAGAUUUCUCCAGGGUCCCUGAUGCCCCAGGUUCCGAGUCAGGGCAGUACUUCCUGUGUGGUUAGGUUGUUCUGUCAAUAAAUAGUAGCUCUGUGAGUAUAUUCCCCACCUACUCCUUUAGGAGGAAGAAACUGAAGAAUAAUGUGUGUGUGAGUGUGUGUGGGGGUCUGAUCUGACCCUUCCUCUUCCUCUGCCUCCCUCCAGGGGCCUGAUGGAACUUACUCCUCCCUUCCCUCUUUACCCUAUCUAAAUGCAAUAAAACUUAGGACACCAGCAACUGCCUUUCUCUAGAAAUUGGUUUUCUGCCAUAGCUGAUGCAUCGGGCAGUGUGGGCGUCUUCAUUUGUUGCAGUUCCUUCCCACACCUUUUUUGUAAAAAAAAAAAAAGAAUCUUGCAUAUUCCUAUUCUUGCUGUCUCGAUAUAGAAAUAAAUUAUUAAACCUAAA